Cuscuta epithymum is the source of this 1228-nucleotide messenger RNA. Lineage: Eukaryota; Viridiplantae; Streptophyta; Magnoliopsida; Solanales; Convolvulaceae. The record is from the annotation of a GenBank genome assembly.
UAAAGUUGAAUUAACAACUCAAAGCAUACUUUUCUUGAGCCUUUCCCCAUCAUAACCCCACCCACCCCAACACCAAAUUUUCAGCCAUCAUUUCUCAACCAUUAAUCCCCCCUUCCAUUUCUCCAUCUUUCUUCUUCUCUGAUUCUUCACGUAAGCAUCUCUCUUACCAUUUCCUCUCUUCCUCAAUCUCAUCUUCCUCGUUAUAAAUAUUUGCCCAUAUAUGCCGCAGGUCGAUCCGGAUCUUCUCCUUGCGCCGAGCGAUUGAUUUUGAUUUCAUCCCCAAAACCAAAAAUCAACCGCUCUCGCGAAAAAACUCGAAUUCGAUCUCGUAAUCGUUCCGAUUAUAGCAUCGAAAAUGGCGGAGGAGCAGAAAUGUCACCAGGCGGGAGGAGGGCACCGGCUCUGCGCGAACAAUUGCGGGUUUUUCGGGAGCAGCACGACUCUGAAUCUGUGUUCGAAGUGCUAUAAGGAUCAUUGCGUGAAGGAGAAGCAGAUGGAAGAGGCGCACCUCGUGAUGGAAGGAUCGUCGCUGUCUCUCCCGGCCAAAAGAUCAUCCCAAUCUUUUUCUUCUUCGUCGUCUGCUUCACCGUCUUCUUCUUCCUCUGUUUUGCUGGCCUGUGAAAAUUCGGCGGCGAAAGAGGUUGAGAUGCAGGGUGGGACUGGAUUAGCCGCGGUUGCGCCAGCUGGCCCGACGCCGAACAGAUGUGGGACCUGCCGGAAGCGAAUCGGGCUGACAGGGUUCAAGUGCAGGUGCGGGAUAGCCUAUUGCGGGACCCACAGGUACCCGGAGCAACACGGCUGCACGUUCGAUUACAAAGCUCUGGGGAAGGAGGCGAUAGCCAAGGCUAACCCAAUCGUCAAGGCUGAGAAGCUUGACAGGAUCUAACGGCUCAGGCAUGGGUGGGUUGAUCGGACGGUGUAGAGGUAUGGCAGCUGGUCCAACCCGAUGAUGGUGAUGGAUCAUGUGGAGUGUAUGCGCUGUGGAGUUGGUUGAUAAUUGGUAUGUGGUGGAUGGGUGGGGGUGGGGGCUUUGAUUAAUAUGUUGUUGCCUCAUGGUAUGUUGUAACCAUCAUCAUCAUGUACUAAUUAAUGUUGCUUCCAUAAUACGGAGUUAUUGUUAGGACACUUUGUUCUUUCUUAUCUGUCUUCGGUAUAAUUUUUCUUUACCUUUCUAGAUUAUGUCAAAGUGGGGGCGGAUAAACGGCAAACGAAUCGCAAUUCGAAUCGG